This is a messenger RNA of Eublepharis macularius, 2655 nucleotides long. RefSeq lists its product as uncharacterized. The record is from RefSeq and is a predicted model, not a curated record. The transcript has 5 exons. NCBI's taxonomy places the organism in Eukaryota, Metazoa, Chordata, Lepidosauria, Squamata, Eublepharidae. The coding region runs from base 415 to 2595 and encodes 726 amino acids.
AGUGCGGAUUUCCCAGGCGCCAGAGGAGAGAAGUUUGGCUUCGGCGAGUGGCGGGGGCUGGGUUUGUUGACACUGCCCCCCCCCCACGCCGAUUAUAAAGGAAAACACAUUUUAUCAAGAAAAAACAAAUCAAGACUUUGGAAAGGCAAAUGUGAUCUGCUAAAAGUUUGCAUCUGUGAAGGGGGAGACUCAGAUUAGUAGGCCUCAAAGAUCUUCAGUUGCUGCAUAGCUUCCUGUUUUUGGGAUUGCUGUUGUCUCCAUUUUCAAUGAAAGACACACCAGCCAACACCCCAUAAUUUUUAUUUUCAUUUUCUUCGAGACAUGACCAGCUGAAAAAAGGGGAGAAUAUCUGAGAAACGCAGGCUGGGUUGGCCUCACAUCUCCACUGAAGAACCAGAAGCUGUUCUUCCAGGAAUGAAAAUGGAGGACCGAGACUUAGAAGGCCUAAAGCCUCUGGCGGGAUUGGAGGGCAAGGGGAAAGGCCCAAACACCAUACAAUUUGGAACCAAAAGGGGGCUUCUUGGGUGGGCACCUCCGCAACAGGUCAAACAGGAACCCAACGAGGGGCUGCCCCGGUGCUGGGAAUCCCAGUUGGAAGACUUGCCAAAGGCAGGGCAGUCCCUUCAUUCAGGUCGAGGAAACCGGAAACUGUCAGAGCCUGCCCCUUGGGACGACACGAAGGCAACCCUGGUGCCUUUCAAGGGAGCUGUGGAAGGCAGUCUGUGGCACCGAAAAGAAGGCCCACCCGGGCAAAUUCCGGUCACUGAAAGGGGCGGAUUUGAGGCAGCAAAGGAGGAGGUCCAGGGCGGGGACACCCUCAGCAGGGAAACACACCGCCAGCGCUUCAGGGAGUUCCGCUACCAGGAGGCCGAAGGGCCCCGCGAGGCUUGUGGCCGCCUCUGGUACCUCUGCCACCGGUGGCUGAAACCUGAGCGAUAUUCCAAAGAGCAGAUUCUGGAGCUGCUGAUCCUGGAGCAGUUCUUGACCAUUCUGCCUCCAGAGCUCCAGAGCUGGGUGACGGAAAAUGGCCCCGAAACCUGUGCCCAAGCGGUGGGCCUGGCUGAGGAUUUCCUGCAGAUUCAACAGGAUGCCAAGAGGAGGGAUCAAAAGCAUACACGGACGGAGACUGACGUGAAGAACUCUCGGCUGGCUGUGGAACACUUCCCGAUGGCUGAGUCCAUUCCAAGCCCCUCGGAUGUUAACCUUCCUUCUCCAGAGCCCCGACGCAGGAGGGACGCCUGGUCCCGCAAGGAGACCAUCGCCUUCAUUGACAUCUGGAAAGCAGAAGAUGUUCAGAUUGCUCUGGGGCAGCAGUACCGCAACAUGAAGCUGUUUGCAUGGAUUGCGGACCGCCUGCGGGAGCGGGGCUUUGAGCGUGAUGCAGAACAAUGCCGCAGCCGAGCUAAGGACCUCAAGAGGGGCUACAAGGAGAUCAAGUGCGGGAAUCUUCAUUCUGGCCGGGCCCCCAAAACUGCCCCCUACUUCAAGCUCCUGGAGCAGUUUUUGUGCCUGCGGAAAGGCAUUGUUUGCGGCAAGGUGUGCGGUGCUGGCGUGGUGGAGCGACUGGACAAGAGACGGAAGCGGUUGCCAUUAAACCCCAUGGCAGCCACCAGGAUUGCACGAGAAGCCACCAAUCCCACACCUGUGGCUCAGGAGACAGAAGCCCCAGAACGGUACGUCACGCCAACUGCAUCUUCAAAAGAGCUGCAGGUGACCCCAGGCGACCACAUGUUGCAACCCCCAAAAGUGUCCAAGGAAGACAAUGUGCAAAUUGUGGAAAAAGUGGACCCCCCUGUGCGGAAUAACCCUCCAUUGCUGCCCCCCAGAGAAUCUCCUGCUGAUGUCCAGGUAGCUGAUGCUGGAGAGGAGCAUCCAAGGUUGCCCAUCAGCAACGUGGAGCGCAUGCGCUACCGGCGGGAGCGCAACUGGAGGCAGCGCUUGGAGUCCACGAGACGCACGACUGAGUCAUCUGCUUCAAAGUCCCAUUCUGACCUAGUGGACACCCUCCGGCAGCUGCACCAGCAGGACCUGAGGGCAUUCGAAAACACGAGGCGGGAGGAGAGGGCGGAAGACAAGUUGGAGAGGCGGCAGGAGAAGCAGGAGCGUGAGCAGGACCGGGUCACGACCCACCGCAUGAUAGCUGCCAUCGAGAAGUCCCAUCAGACCCUGGCGGAUCUCAUGGGAAGGCAAACCUCUGCUAUGGAGACUAUUGCCACUGCCUUUUCAGCCCAGAGAUAUCCUUCUCCCAGCCCCUUUCCGAGCUACAAUAUGUACCCGGGGUUCAGCCCCCCCUGGUCUGCUCCGCACUCUGUUCCCAACACUGGUGAGAAGCAGGCAGGUACUUCUGGAAGCAAUGCGACCCCUCUGCAUUCUCCUGGCCAUGACGAACCCAGAGGGCAUGUUUCUUCUGAAGUGCAAAACGAUACUGGGCCUGACCGGGCUCCAUCCUUAAUUGGGCCUUCCACCAGCUUCCACUCUGAGACUGAUCCUUUCCCUCCUCUGCUGAUUCCCAGUCCUGAGCAGGUCUCUGGAGCUUCGUCUGCUGCCUUCGGUGCCAGUCCAAAGCAGGUCAUGAAGAGAAAAAACUGUGACUGAGGGAAAAUCGGCUCCCAUGCUUUUAACUCUGACCAAGUUUUCUUUUUUCUUUCCAAGCGA